Molecule: messenger RNA, 4056 nt
Organism: Scatophagus argus
Lineage: Eukaryota; Metazoa; Chordata; Actinopteri; Scatophagidae
Gene: mtmr9
Product: myotubularin related protein 9
Exons: 11
Coding region: 260-1909 (549 amino acids)
Biological process (GO): negative regulation of autophagy
Source: RefSeq, a predicted model, not a curated record
GUAAGUUUUGUUUCUGUACAUUUAAAGUAGGUAUGAUGUUAACAUUUCGACGAUAAUGUAAAAGCGACGGACGGUUUGUACGGUCUGUCACGAUUAGCGAGCAAGCUAACGUCAGUCACUUCACUUCCUGGAUAAAGCCAACUUAAGCUAAAUUAGCUCACAGAUUGUUGCAGCAUUUACUAGUUUGACGUUAACUGGCAUCGACUUGCACAGUUUCUUUUGAGAAGCAAUACAGCAGUUUGCAGCCUUAGCAGUGGUCAUGGAGUUUGCAGAGUUGAUAAAGACACCCAGAGUGGAUGGGGCUGUCUUACACCGGCCUUUCAUGCCCACUGUGGAGGGGACCUUGUGUUUGACAGGCCAUCACCUGAUUCUCUCCUCCAGACAAGACAACACAGAGGAGCUGUGGCUGCUACACUCAAACAUUGACUCUAUAGAGAAGAGGUUUGCGGGAUCUGUGGGAAGUAUCAUAGUCAAAUGCAAAGACCUGAGAGUGAUCCAACUCGACAUCCCUGGCAUGGAGGAGUGUCUCAACAUUGCCAGCUCUAUUGAGGCUCUGUCCACACUUGAUUCAGUCUCCCUGAUGUACCCUUUCUUCUACCGGCCUAUGUUUGAAGUCAUAGAAGAUGGCUGGAAUUCAUUUCUUCCAGAGGACGCCUUUAAAGAUUUGGAGUCCAUGACAGAUGAGUGGAGACUGAGUGAAGUGAACAAGGACUUCAGUGCGUGUCACUCAUACCCCCCUCUAGUGGCGGUGCCCAAAGAUGUUGAUGAUGACACACUGAGGAAAGUAGCUACCUUUCGUCACGGUGGUCGUUUUCCAGUACUUAGCUACUACCACAAGAAGAAUGGCAUGGUGAUGAUGCGAGCAGGGCAGCCUCUGACAGGCACCAACGGGCGACGGUGUAAGGAAGACGAAAAGCUAAUCAAUGCCACCCUGCGGCCUGGCAAGCGUGGCUACAUCAUUGACACGCGUACUAUCAGUGUUGCCCAGCAGGCUAAAGCUCGAGGCGGGGGAUUUGAGUCUGAGGCUAACUACCCCCAGUGGAGGAGGAUCCACAAGGCAAUUGAAAGGUCUAACGUCCUCCAGGAGAGCCUCAUAAAGCUGGUGGAGGCAUGUAACGACCAGUCGCACAAUAUGGACCGCUGGCUAAGCAAGUUAGAGGCUUCCAGCUGGCAGACUCAUGUCAAGGAGAUCCUCACCACUGCCUGCCUGGCAGCCCAGUGUAUCGACAGGGAGGGGGCGUCAGUGCUUGUUCAUGGUACAGAGGGGACAGACUCCACCCUGCAGGUGACCUCUUUGGCUCAGAUCAUCCUUGAUCCAGCCUGUAGGACCAUCAGAGGCUUCCAGGGUCUGGUGGAGCGAGAAUGGCUGCAGGCAGGUCACCCUUUCCAGCAGCGCUGCGCCCAGUCAGCCUAUUCUAACAGCAAGCUUCGCCAUGAGGCCCCUGUCUUCCUGCUGUUCCUGGACUGUGUGUGGCAGAUCCUUCGCCAGUUUCCGUGCUCCUUUGAAUUCAGCGAGAGCUUCCUGGUGCUGCUCUUCGAACACGCUUAUGCUUCUCAGUUUGGCACCUUCUUGGGCAAUAGCACUGCUGAGAGAGCCAAACUGUCUCUGCCAGCGAAGACUGUGUCACUUUGGUCAUGGGUGAAUCGACCCCAAGAAUUGGAACGUCUGACCAACCCGCUCUACGAGGCCAACGGUCUUGUGAUCUGGCCCUCUGUGGCCCCUCAGAGUCUGCUGCUGUGGGAAGGAGUGUUCCUUCGCUGGAACCGCUCCUCCAAGUGUCUGGAUGAGGCCUACGAGGAAAUGGUUCACAUAAUUGAAUACAACAAAGAGCUUCAGAACAAAGUAAACAGCCUGCGCAGGCAGCUGGCGCAGCUGGAAACUGAAGAUCCUCUGCUGCAGACACCAUAGAGAGAGAGAGAGAUGAAGAAGGAGGUAGAAAAUAUACAAAUGUGACAAAAUACAUAAACAGAUCAGUGUCAGCCCAGGUUUGGGCUUCCAUUAGGUUUAAUUAUUUUCAGAUGUUUCAGAAAAUAUAAUUUUGGGUUUCCUGCAAAGAAAAAAAACUAAAUGCAAACUUCCUUUGAUUUUACACUCAUGGACUGAAAGAGUGCCAUGACACCCUACAUGCGUAAAGAAAGACAUUUCAGCAAAUUUUACCGUGUUGGGUUGGUUAAACUAAGCAGAGGUGAGAUGGAAAGACUCAGAAAAAACAACAAAAGGAAAAAAAGAAGAAUCACAGCCAGUUAUUACUGCUGCUGCUAAUAAAAUUCAAACACUUAUACUCUAGUCGUUAACAUAAAAUAAAAACAGUAAUAAUAUCAGCAUUGAUUGGCAACUAUUUGGACAACAGAUUACUCGUUUAAGUCAUUUUUUUUUUUAAUAUUCACUGGUUCCAUUUGGUGAUUGAUGAUUUGGCUUGUCAGCCGGCUUCACAUUUGCAAAGUCUCAUGGAACCCCUGCACCUCACACCACGUAUGUAAAUGACUGUCAGACUCACUCGCUGAAUUUCUAGAUUUCUGUGAUUUUUUGGGCAUUGAUCUUGGAUUGAUCAGGAUGAAAUACUGGUCCACAUUUGCACCAAACAUCCUGCUGAAUGUAUGCACCACUGAAGAGCUGCAGAGUAACUAUGGCAACAUAUAGGGUGCUGUAAGGCAGCAUGUGAAUUUGCUGCACGUUGAGAUGACAUUAUGAGCGUAGGUGGGGUCAGUAGCUACUGUACUGUACGAUGAGAGGGAUCUGACCGAAAUAUCCGGAUUCUAUAUUUUUGAGAUCAUUCCUUGACAUUUAAUUAAGAAGCAUUGCAGAACGUAUCGACAAAGACUUCUUCAACACAGCCUUGUAAAAUGUUUACGUCCAUCAGCUUGCCUCAUUAUGUUUGCUCAAUAUUUAGUGAAGUAGUCAGAUAUUUUUGAGUAUAUGAUGCAGAUUAAUGAUGGUACUUGGGGUCUUGUUGCCACACUAACGGAGACCAAGUUGGUCAUAUGAUUACACAUGGAGGCCGGUCAGCUUAAAAACCACAAAUAUUGUAUUUAUGUGAGAUUGCUGCUUUAAAGACCAAUUUAUAUUUUGGUGAUUAAAGCUAUACAUGGAUCAUUGUGUUUGAGUACAUUAUAAUACAAAAUGCAUUUUAGCUGUUUUGAAAUUUAAGGUCACUUUUUGUGAAAAACAAAUACAGCGUCAGAAACGUGCUGCUUUAAUUCUGUUUGACAUAAUCAACCUCAUUUGUUGUUAGCACUCACCAGCUGUUGCCAUGUCAGACAAUAGAAGUCUUAAUAUUAUAAAUCUUAAUCACGUAAAAACAUGCCAAUACAUGCAACUGAUGUAAACUCAAACUAGUUGACCUACUGCACAUGACACAGACAAUGCGUCCUGGGAACAGUCUCACCAGCCCAGAGCUCACCAUAGGAGGAAAGCCGCAUGAAAACAUUGUUGGCAUUUCGCCUCAACCUUUAAUUGCACUUGGCAUUGAAGAGGUAGCUAAACACGUUUAAAACAACUCCGCCUAAACUCUCCUUUGCUCAUGUUUCAUGAGCUCAUCUUUCAGGCAGCACCGUAUUUUGUUUUGUAUUUCUUUAUACGGUUAAUCCUUUUUGCUUCAAGCUGACAUAAUCACACUAAACUGAACUGAUUCCAGCCACUACAUUAAACUGCUUUAUAAAGGGAAACAGCUGCACUAUGUGUAGACACUUUUUUUUCCUUUUGCCAAAAAAGACACCUUACCUGUUGCUUUGUGUGUGCAUGAAUGGAACAUUGAGCUAAAUAAAGGUAAUGGUGUGAUUUCAAUUUCCUGUGCUUGUAUUAUGCAUAAUAUUAUUCCUAAAUGAUGGUUGUCAAAGUCAACAGAACUCUGCAAGAUUAUCAGCUCUGUGGACAAAUUCAGCUUUCGUUUGUUGUUGUACUUAAUAGCUUUGUGCAAUGCCUUAUUGAAAAAUCUGAAGUCAAAAUAAACUUUUCAGGUCUUUUGUCACUGCUGAUCAGAUGUCUGUAAAAUGAUGUUUUUGUUCAAAGUUUUUUUUUUUUAAGUUUUCAAGCCAUUAAAAAAUCACAGCACAAAA